GCAUACAGAUCUGCAAGACGGCAGUGAUCCUUUGCGUGAGCCACUCCUCCGUGUGAAGCCAAUACCAUUUACAAAACCAUGUCUGGAGAACCUAAUGCCGCUUGGCCUCUGGCUGAUGAGAGCCUCACCCAGAACCUCCUGGACCUUGUACAGCAGGCUUCUCACUACCGUCAGCUGAAGAAGGGAGCAAACGAAGCAACCAAAACCCUCAACCGUGGUACUUCUGAAAUCGUCAUCCUCGCUGCAGACACCAAUCCUCUCGCUAUCCUUUUGCACAUCCCCCUUCUCUGUGAAGACAAGAAUACCCCGUAUGUCUUCGUGCCCAGCAAGCUUGCUCUGGGCCGGGCGACUGGUGUCUCUCGUCCGGUGAUCGCGGCUAGCAUCACCACCAACGAGGCCAGCGAUCUCAUGGGACAGAUCCGGACUAUCAAGGACAAGGUUGAGAGGCUCAUGAUCUAAGAUAUAGCUUACUUGGUGGAAUGGAUGAGAUAUGGGAUAUCGCAGCUGUGUCAAUCCUUGCUCCGGUGGGUUCGCAUCUAGAUGAAAGACACAACAACGGAAAUGGAGCAUUCUCGAUACUUCCCUUAUCCGGGAGACGCUAUCUUAGAUAAUAGUUCUCCAUUGAAUAUAUAUUGGGAUCACUCAUUAAAGAUAGACCCGCAUAUCCACUUCAAUUCACGACGGAUUAGAUAUAAUCACAAA
Messenger RNA from Aspergillus nomiae NRRL 13137, 702 nucleotides. RefSeq names its product SNU13 family protein. Gene Ontology annotation, cellular component: precatalytic spliceosome; small-subunit processome; U4/U6 x U5 tri-snRNP complex. Gene Ontology annotation, biological process: mRNA splicing, via spliceosome; maturation of SSU-rRNA. The coding region runs from base 79 to 459 and encodes 126 amino acids. The record is from RefSeq and is a predicted model, not a curated record. The transcript has 2 exons. Gene Ontology annotation, molecular function: RNA binding. NCBI's taxonomy places the organism in Eukaryota, Fungi, Ascomycota, Eurotiomycetes, Eurotiales, Aspergillaceae.